AUGGAGAAUAUUACGAUGAAAAACGCUGAGCUACAAGAAGAAGAAGAAGAAAUAUCCGAUAAGUUUCUCUGCUGCGUCUGCCUGGAACUUCUUUACAAGCCGAUUGUGCUAUCAUGCGGUCACCUAUCGUGUUUCUGGUGCGUACAUGAGUCCAUGAAUGACCUGCGUGAGUCUCAUUGUCCGAUAUGUAGAGACCCUUAUGUUCACUUUCCAGCUGUUUGCCAAAAGCUUCAUUUCUUGCUGAAGAAGCUAUACCCACUUUCUCAUAACAAGAGACAAGAACAUGUUCUACAGUGGGAACAAGAACUAGAUUGUUUCUCUCCUCAGAUGGAUGACUCAAAGGCUAAGGAUGAUUCUCGAGGUUCUCUAUUUGUCUCUGGUCAUUCUAACCGCACAUCAGACUCUCUUUUCUUCCGCAGUCUUUUGCAUUCUAGUGAACUGUUCAAUGUUUACUAUCUGUUGUAUUUAGAUGAAGAGAAGGUGGAAGCUUGCUCUAGUCCCGCAAAGUUAGUACCCAGCAAUGAAGAACCCAAAGAUGCAAAAACAGUUGACAUUCAUGAGAAUGACUUAGUUAAAAAUGGCAAAGUCAGUAAACAUAUUUCAAAAGAUGAUUUGCUCUGUCCAGCAUGUAAGGAGCUGCUUGUCCGACCCGUGGCUCUCAAUUGCGGACAUGUAUAUUGCGAAGGUUGUGUAGUAGAUAUGAUGGAUCAAGAAAGCAAUAAGAUUAAAUGUAAGGAGUGUCAUGUUUGUGACCCGAGAAGAUUUCUCAAAGUUUGUUGGGGUCUUGAGCAGUUUUUGGAGGAAAACUUUCCAGAAGAAUACAAUUCAAGAAAAAGUGGGAUUCAGAAAACGUUUGCAAACAUUCAAAGCUAUCACAACCAAGGCACAUCCUCAUCAGAAGAAAACAACAACAAUAAUCCUCCUUGGUGGGCAAGCCCUGCUUCUAAUGUUCACGUCGGAACUGGUUGUGAUUCUUGCGGAGUGUAUCCUAUCAUAGGGGAUCGAUACAGCUGCAAAGACUGCAAGGAGGAAGUUGGUUAUGACCUUUGCAAAGACUGUUACGAGAAUCCUUCAAAGGUUCCAGGAAGAUUCAACCAGCAACACACUUCAGACCACACGUUUGAGCUCGCUGAGCCCAAUGAAAGCGAGAGUGAAGAAGAAGAUAGUGAUGAGAACGAGGAAGGGCCAGUUUAAUGAAUGAUAAGACGGUGUGAUUUUCCUCGGAAGGGUGUGGAAAAAUAGGGGACCUAAACAAAAAUAUAUUUAUCUUUUUUGAAAACAUUUAUAGUAUUUUUACUAAAUUUUUUUAACAAAAAUAUAAUUCCAAUUAUUUGUUUUUUUUUUAAGAGAAAUAAAGUAACUUAACAUUAUGGAAAUAAUAUUUUACUUAUGUAAUUUUAUUUUAUCCUAGAUAUGC
Messenger RNA from Eruca vesicaria subsp. sativa (arugula), 1417 nucleotides. Lineage: Eukaryota; Viridiplantae; Streptophyta; Magnoliopsida; Brassicales; Brassicaceae. The record is from the annotation of a GenBank genome assembly.